AAUGUUAAUGAAACGUCACCGUGUCGAAGAAACGUAACAGUAAAUUAUAAUUGCAACGUUACCUGUGAUAAUUUCCAAGAUGAUCAAUGCUUAUAUACAUCUAUUACUUUUUGGGGUUUUGUUAUCUUGUUGUUGUUUGGUAACACUGGUUAUUAUGUGUCCCUCAGCGCAAAUGAUACUAUUUGCUUUGACAUAUUAGGUGAAAUUGGACAAAUGAGAUACGGCAGACAGCGAUUAUGGGGUACACUUGGUUUCUGUCUACUGACACUUCUGUCUGGUUUUGCAAUAGAUUUGUGGUCGAAAGGGAAAAUUUAUAAAACUUAUACACCAGCGUUUAUUUUGGUGCUUGUAUUCAUUUGUAUCGAUUUAAUCUUCUGUAGAAAAUUAAAGUUGAAACUGUCAAAAUCGCCAAGUAUAUUAAAAAAUGUGUAUGCAAUUUUGAAAUUGGCACCUAUUGUUAUAUUUCUAUUUAUCGCUGUCUUUGCUGGUAUUUUUGAAAGUCUCUUAAUCAAUUUUUUAUUUUGGUACAUAGAGGAUCUUGCUAUGGCAACUGGUUAUAUGGGUCAAGUUAAAUUAAUAGAGGGUUUAACAAUGUCCACAGCUUUUAUCGGUAGCAAAGUAAUAUUCUUCUUUAUGUCUGGCAAAAUAUUAGAAAAGUUUGGAUACGGGUACACACUUACAUUCUGCUUUUUAUGCUACGCACUGAGGAUGGCAUUACUAUCUCUAGUGCCAUCGCCAUGGUAUGCAGUUUUGGUAGAAGGUGUUUUGCAAGGGCCAUCAUUUGCGCUUUGCUUGGCAACAAUAGUAACGUAUGCGAACGUAAUAUCACCACCUGGUACAUCAGCUACUGUUCAAGCAAUUGCGUCUGGCAUGAAGGAUAGUCUCGGAUAUGCGAUUGGUAGUUUUUUUGGUGGUUUCUUAUUUAAAAAUGUUGGUGGUCGAAUGGCUCUAAGAAUAUAUUCAGGACUCGCAGCACUUGCUGCUUUAGUGUACAUUUCACUUUAUAUUUUAUACUUAAAACGUACAACGCUAUCAUUAGACAUACGAAAUAACGUUGAAUGGAGAAAACCUGACGAUGCGCGAAGAGAAUGUGUUAUGGAUGAAAUGUAAUGCAUGUUUUAUAUAUGUAUAUGUUAUAUUUAUAUAUGUACUUUCUUCAUAAAUAAUAAUGUAGCACAAAAUAUU
This is a messenger RNA of Wasmannia auropunctata (little fire ant), 1185 nucleotides long. Its product is annotated as major facilitator superfamily domain-containing protein 6-like. Gene Ontology annotation, cellular component: membrane. The record is from RefSeq and is a predicted model, not a curated record. NCBI's taxonomy places the organism in Eukaryota, Metazoa, Arthropoda, Insecta, Hymenoptera, Formicidae. The annotation marks the transcript as partial. Gene Ontology annotation, molecular function: transmembrane transporter activity. The transcript has 7 exons.